This is a messenger RNA of Tetranychus urticae (two-spotted spider mite), 1730 nucleotides long. RefSeq names its product chymotrypsin-2-like. Lineage: Eukaryota; Metazoa; Arthropoda; Arachnida; Trombidiformes; Tetranychidae. The record is from RefSeq and is a predicted model, not a curated record. Gene Ontology annotation, biological process: proteolysis. Gene Ontology annotation, molecular function: serine-type endopeptidase activity.
UUUCUUUGCUUUUCAACUUGCUUUUGCUCUUCUGACUCAUUCGGAAUCAUCAUUAACCCUUUGCCGUUUGUCCUUAUUGUUCAUCCAAAGCAAAAAUGGAUUCAACCACCAGGCAAGCAAAAACAUUGAUCCACAAAUUUCAAUGCUGUGAAAAAAAUUAAAAUUAAAAUCUAUUCUUCAUUUUCCAAGACAUUUCUUUAAAAUAUUGUCAUAUUUAUUAAUAAGCUUACAUCUUAAAAUUUAGGUUAACAGUUAGUUGGCGCACCUGAGCAAACAAUUAACCUUUGAAUCUCCAGUUUUAACCAGACAAUUUGCUGGCAUUUUUUAAUGCUGGAAACCCUAAAUUAGCAACUAUAGUCUAAGGGGUGAUCAAUUAUUGAGAAUUAUCAAUUACUAAAAAACACAAAAUCUUCUAAUUUCUUAGAUUUUACAUCUCAAUAUCAAACAACUAACAGUAACUUGAAGUAGAUUUGAUCAACUAAUUUUCUUGAUUAAACUGUUUAACAGCUUGGAAAUAUUAUAACAUCUAAUUUCUGUGAAUUUACAUCUAAAUAUCAAAUUUAUAUUGCCAACACCAAUCAACCUGGGUAGAUGUUUGAGACUUUUCAACUGUUUCAACAUUAAUAAAUAAAGAAAUCUGUUUUCUCAAAUGUUAUGUUGGUUUAAUUUUAUUAUAAUCAUCAUAAUCAUAUCAUAAUGAUUUGCUAUACAGUUUUAAUGAUGAUUUUAUAUACAAAGCUUAUAUCAUCAACAGACAUAGAGGAUUCAUCAGAACAACAAGAAAAAAUUGCUAAAGGCAUUCCGGCCGAACCAGGCAAAUAUCCUUAUUAUGUUUCUAUCCAAUGGGAAGUUCCCUUUACGGGAUACAUGCUCGGAUGUGGUGGAGCCUUAAUAGCAAGGCAAUUCGUGUUAACAGCAGCUCAUUGUUUAAAAUCCGUCGACCUUGUUACCGGAGCUCGUAUUUUACCCAACUAUCGUAAUACACCAUUUAUUCAUAAUAACGAUUUAACCUUCAAAAUUAAGUCUUAUAUGGUCCAUCCAGGUUUCAAUUUUACAGGUCCAGUUAAUAUUAAACAAGACAUCGCUGUUAUACUAUUGGACCAACCUGAUCCUCGGCCUAAUGCAACAAUUAGACUACCCAUCACUUUGAAUCCUCUUGGGCAACCAGUCACAUUGAUCGGCUUUGGUGCAAUGGAAACUGGUCAGUUUCCAGAUAUAUUGUAUUCGGCAAAUUUAUUCACACUUACUGAUCAAGUGUGUCUGGCUUCAAACCAACCUGGCGCUUACCAUCCAGGUUUCAAUCUUUGUACUUCUAAUGCCAAUGGAUCCGUUUCAUGUUCUGGUGACUCAGGUGGACCUUUAAUUUGGACAGAGAAUGAUAUAAGUUAUAUCCAAGGUGUAGUAUCUGCUUCAUAUCCUCCAUGUGGAUCGCAGCAUAUAACUAAUUAUGCUAGUGUUUUCGCUCAUUUGGAUUUCAUUCAUCAGUCUAUUUCAUAUUUAACUUUAAUUAAUCAUAUUCCAAUCAAUAGCCAAAUGGUUUAAUCAUUAAUCAUAACGAUUAAAUCAUGUAAUGAUGGAUUCAUCGAUUUGUUUUUAAUUCAAACUUUGACGAAAUUCAUUCAAGUAAUGCAAAAAAUUAGAAACAAGACAAUGACUGGGCAAAGCUUGAUUCAACAUUUUCUGAUCAAGCCAAAUUAAAUUAAAGAUUAAGGUAGUUUCCUAAUGGUAAA